This is a messenger RNA of Nematocida major, 822 nucleotides long. RefSeq lists its product as uncharacterized. The record is from RefSeq and is a predicted model, not a curated record. The transcript has a single exon. Bases 1 to 822 code for a protein of 273 amino acids. NCBI's taxonomy places the organism in Eukaryota, Fungi, Microsporidia.
AUGUCUGCUCUUGAGAGAAUAAUAAGAAUAUUCGAGGCCAAUCAGAAGGAGCAAGCGACUCUUCUCGAAAGAAUAGAGAAAUACGUGCAGAUCGAAGAGAACAUUAAACUGGACGCAGAGCACAAGAAAAGGCUAAGACAGUUUUUGGUCGUGUCGGAGUACAUAGAGCAGGAGGUAUCCCGGCCCCAGGCGCCUGCAGAGGAGCUGAGCAUAGAAGAAAAAGCAUCCGCCAUCCAAAUGCUGAACAAAAGACUCUCCCAGGUGAACAACACCAAAGAAAAGGCCCAGAUGAUAUCGAACAUAAUAGCAACGUACAUCCAGCAGAACAUCCCGUCGAAUAAGCUGGAGUCUUUUAAGGCCGUUCUCCUGAGGAGGCUCAUUGAGCAAGUGAAGGCGCAAGUCUCCACGAACAAAGAGUCUGCCCUCGGGUACUCGUACCUGCUUAUUUGCCUGGGCAAUAGAAUGCCCCUCCUGGAGAAGUACCGUUUUUUCAUGUUUACCUCCGCCCUUCCCCUGGACUGCCUUCUGGGGAUGUACAGAGUGUACUUUUCCACACUCGCAAACACGCAGGAAUGGGCCCACGCGUGGGAGUUCAUCUCCUCCCUCCUGAACUACACCGAGGAAAUCAACAGCACAUUCAAUCCCUGCGUGGUGUGGGUGUUUCUGGAGGUUCUGCGCCCGGAAAUGCACAGAGUCUACAGCACAGCCUGGGCCAAGAUCGAAGAGUAUUUGCAGCGCGUAUACGUUCCCCUCAUAGACCCGAAAAAGUACAAAACAGAAAUACAGCAGAUAGAGGCACUCCUACGCACGCAGGCGCAGUAG